CUUCCGCCUCUUUUUUUUUCAAUGGUCAAACCCCAACACCGCCCCACGACCGCCGCCGCCUCCCUCCUCAAAUCCCGCAUUUUCAUCCCCUUCCGCUUUCCCAUUCUCCGUCACCGCUCCCCGUCCACUCCGGCAAACACACGGCAUCCAGAAACCCCAAUUUCGUCUCCCGCUUCUCUCUUUUUUUUCCUCUUCCAAAACCCGGAUCCCAAUGCGUAUCGCGUGAAAAGAGGGAUUGUAAUCGCACCCAUUUAGAUUUUUCCUUUUUUAAUUUCAGUUUUAUUACCGUGCAAUUAAAAAUUCUGGGAAUAUUCUCCUUUUGCCUUGUAGAGGACGUAUUAAUCCAUGGCCUCUCUCAUUCCUUUUCCGCUUCUUGAUUCGCUUUUUGGCAUUUCCAUCUCUCCUUUUUGCCUUAUCUUUUCAAUCACCCGUUGACCCGAAACCUCUGUUUCGAGUUUUUCCUGUUUCUUUUUUGUUUUGUUUUGUUUUGGGGGGGUUUUUAAACUCUUGUUUUGAAUAAGUAUACACUCAUUUGGAAUUUGGAAGAGAUGAGUGUUGCCAAGUCUCAAGUGUGGCAGCCCUGUAAAAAGAAGAGGCUUUAACAGUUUAGCGUUGAAUAGUUGAAAGUGAAGGGUACUUUAGGAAGACUGUUGAGAAUAAAUGGAUGGGAUUUGCAUUCAGAUUGUCUGAGCCAAGGCUCAAAACUUCGAAACCGUCUACUUACACGAGUGCCACGAUGUCUUCGAGUUCCAGUAGUGAGGGUGGAAGGACAAGAGUGGGUAGGUAUGAGUUGGGCAGGACAUUGGGAGAGGGGACAUUUGCAAAGGUGAAGUUUGCUAGGAAUGUAGAAACAGGGGACAAUGUGGCCGUCAAGAUUCUUGACAAAGAAAAACUUCUUAAACACAAGAUGGUUUCUCAGAUUAAGCGUGAGAUUUCAACCAUGAAACUAGUUAGGCAUCCCAAUGUCAUACGAAUGUUCGAGGUCAUGGCAAGCAAGUCAAAGAUAUAUAUUGUUAUGGAAUUUAUUACUGGUGGUGAACUAUUUGAUAAAAUCGCUAGUAAGGGGAGGCUGAAAGAAGAUGAAGCAAGAAAAUAUUUUCAACAGUUGAUUAAUGCUGUAGAUUACUGCCAUAGUAGAGGUGUGUUCCACAGAGACCUCAAGCCAGAGAAUUUGUUGUUGGAUUCCAAUGGAGUACUCAAAGUAUCUGAUUUUGGGUUGAGUGCACUUCCCCAGCAAGUUCGGGAAGAUGGAUUACUGCAUACUACAUGUGGAACACCAAAUUAUGUUGCUCCGGAGGUGAUCAACAAUAAAGGUUAUGACGGAGCUAAGGCAGACCUUUGGUCUUGCGGUGUAAUACUUUAUGUACUCAUGGCUGGGUAUUUACCGUUUGAAGACUCAAGUCUUACAGUGUUGUACAAAAAGAUACACAAAGCUGAUUUUACUUGUCCACCAUGGUUCUCCUCAAGUGCAAAGAAAUUAAUCAACAGAAUCCUGGAUCCAAAUCCUCAGAAGCGCAUUACAAUUGCUGAGGUCAUUGAGAAUGACUGGUUUAAGAAAGGUUAUCAGCCACCAGUCUUCGAACAGGAAGAAGUGAAUCUUGAUGAUGUCAAUGCCAUCUUUGAUGAAUCAGUUGACUCACCAAAACUCGUUGUGGAGAGACGGGAAGAGCUACCUGCUGCACCACUUGCGAUGAAUGCUUUCGAGCUAAUUUCUAGAUCUCAGGGCCUCAAUCUUAGUUCUCUCUUUGAAAAGCAAGUGGGUCUUGUUAAAAGGGAAACAAGAUUUACAUCGAAACAUCCUGCUUCAGUGAUUAUCUCAAAAAUUGAAGAAACAGCAAUACCUUUGGGCUUCAAUGUGAAGAAAAAUAAGCAUAAGCUAAAGCUUCAUGGAGAGAAGUCUGGCCGCAAGGGUCAUUUGUCAAUUGCGACUGAGAUUCUUGAAGUUACUCCUUCGCUUCACAUAGUAGAGCUUCGCAAGGCUGGAGGGGAUACCUUAGAAUUUCAUAAGUUCUAUAAAAACCUCUCGACAGGGUUGAAAGACGUGGUCUGGAAAACUGAGGAAGCAACAGAAGUUGGUGGUGCAAGCAGUGGUUGAGUUGGUGACUGGUGCGAUGUCGCAACCACUUCUGUAUUUGCAUUGGAUUUUUGCAGAGAAACCCUUUUUCCCCUCUUGGAAGAUCUUUUAUAGUUGUUGAAGACACAAGUGAAACCAAGUAAAUUGUCUAUCAAAGUUUAGAACAAUGUUGGGGGAGUAAGGAUCUAUUUUUGUCUAUCAAAGUUAUACUCAAAUUCCCAGAUGCAGCUGGCAUAUUAUGAAAUAUUUUGUAUAAUAGAUGAAAUAUUCUGUAAUAUGUACUGAGACAUUAUGUAUUGCAUUAUGAAAGUGUGAGAAAUAUUGUGCCCUUGGUUGAUACAUAAGGUAUAUGUGGA
Molecule: messenger RNA, 2430 nt
Organism: Cuscuta campestris
Lineage: Eukaryota; Viridiplantae; Streptophyta; Magnoliopsida; Solanales; Convolvulaceae
Source: the annotation of a GenBank genome assembly